Messenger RNA from Musca vetustissima, 1345 nucleotides. RefSeq names its product alpha-(1,3)-fucosyltransferase C. Lineage: Eukaryota; Metazoa; Arthropoda; Insecta; Diptera; Muscidae. Gene Ontology annotation, molecular function: alpha-(1->3)-fucosyltransferase activity. The coding region runs from base 17 to 1345 and encodes 442 amino acids. Gene Ontology annotation, cellular component: membrane. The transcript is spliced from 2 exons. The record is from RefSeq and is a predicted model, not a curated record.
CAGUCGAAGGUAUUCAAUGGACAUGUUUGCCACGUCUCAAGGAGAACCGCUGUUACGGAAAAACACCAGUGCCGCCAUAAUCGAGAACGAUAAUAUUCGCGCGAAUGCCAUACAAAUUGAACGCUACGAACAGAUGCAGCUGAAAAGAAAGUGUAGAACGAAAGCCUUGCUAAUACUCUUGACCUGUCUGUGUGUUACGGGAUUUCUAACAUGGCUGUAUAUCGAUCAUACGGUACCGGAAUUUAAUCAAUAUCGUUUGGUGAAAAGUUUUGAAGAGACGUCGCUGAGUAACAACAGUGGCGAUAGUGAUCGACCACGCAUAAUCCUCCUGUGGAACAGUUUCUUUGGUGAUGAACGUUGGUCUUUGCCCGAUGAUUUAAUUGAUCCGGCCUAUUUUCACAACAAGCUACAAUGUCCUGUCUCAAAUUGUAUUCUCACGAAUAAACGAGAUCUUUUUCCUCAAAUAGAAAUGUACGAUGCCAUAUUGUUUCAUACGGCGCAACCAUUUCCUGUGAUAAAUUCGGUGCCUUCAAAACGCAGCUCGCGUCAGCUGUAUAUCUUCGCUUUAAUGGAACCGCCGGGUGAAACGAAACAUAUUCUCUCCGACGAGAAGGAUUUUUAUAAUUUAACUAUGACUUAUCGCACGGAUUCGGAUAUUAUAUGGGCCUAUAAUUGGUUUGUUGAUAAAGAGUCGGGUAUGCGCAUUCUACCCACGGAGUAUCCAAAAUGGCGUCCUGUUCCGAAUAUCUAUAAUGAUACGGCAAUAUGGGAGCUGUGGCCAAAUAAAACAAAAAUGGCUGCCUGGUUUGUGUCUCACUGUGAGACGUUAUCGCGGCGUGAGGAGUUAACGGCAGAAUUGCAGAAAUACAUUGAUGUUGAUAUCUAUGGAAAAUGUGGACCGAUGAGCUGCAAAAAUGGUUCCCCUGAAUGUGAUCGCCUGCUCGAUGAAGAAUAUAAAUUUUAUUUUUCUUUUGAAAACUCACUAUGCACUGAUUAUAUAACAGAAAAACUCUAUAAAAUAAUGAACCGCAAUAUAAUACCCGUGGUAUACGGUGGUGCUAAUUAUAAUCAAUUUUUACCUCCACAUUCCUAUAUAAAUGUAGAAGACUUCUCAACCGCUGCCGAAUUGGCUGAUUAUUUGCAGUAUUUAGCGGCAAAUUCUAUCGAAUAUAUGCGUUACUUUUGGUGGCGUCAACACUAUGAGCUACGUUUCUAUGCGCCGUUCUGUGAACUAUGCCAGAGGUUGCAUCAACCUCAAUACUAUUUGAAGACACAAAGUUAUAGCGACAUUGAAAAGUGGUGGCUAAAAGGAAGUUGUCGCUUUAAGUCACGUAUUAAAUUUUAA